AUGAGUUCAUCUCUGCAAAUCUGCCGCCGCUUUGUGCUAGCCUCCGGCGCGACGUCAGGAAUCGCCGUACUUUCGCUCGGAGUGCGACUGCAGUCGAUAUCGCUUUCCCAGGACCACACUGAUCCAUUUCUCGGCGUGCUCGUGUUCUUUCAACACCAAUUCUCGCCAGGGUUCGAGGUGUUCGGGAUUGCCGUAGGGGCGAUCAUCGCGUCCACCGCGCUUGUCAUGCUCGUGGUCGACCAUCUGCGCACGGGUGCCUUCACGUCCAUGGUGGUGGUCGAGCUCGUCUGGUCAUCGAUCCUGGGGGUGUUGUGGUUCGCCGAGGGUGUGCUCGGCGCGCACUUGACGGCGCUCAACUUCGACAAUUUCUCUUGCGACGUGUUCACCGGGUCCCUCCAAGAGGUGUGCAACGAAACACAGGCGAUAAUGGGGAUCGCGUUCGGGGUCUGGAUCAUCCUGCACAUCUACGCGAUUACCCUGCUUGUCUUCGCGCUCCGCAACAAGUCGCGUUGCGCGUCCAUAUGGACCUCCUCCCUGAAACAACACGCCUCCCAGGUUUCCGAAGAACACACCGUCAUACAGGGCUUUAUGCCCCUCGUUAUGACACAGUCGGAGCCCGAGCCGGAGCCCGAGCCGGACCAAUGUCCCGCUCAAGGGAAGCAACAAUCUGAAAUGGUGCAGACUCCGUCAAAUGCAGCGCCGACCCUUGCGCCGAGCUCGCGAGGGGACUCGGAUGCGCCUCCCCCAUACCAGUAUUACCAGCCCCCGAUGGGCAUCAUGUAG
Messenger RNA from Trametes versicolor FP-101664 SS1, 783 nucleotides. RefSeq lists its product as uncharacterized. The transcript is spliced from 5 exons. Bases 1 to 783 code for a protein of 260 amino acids. The record is from RefSeq and is a predicted model, not a curated record. Lineage: Eukaryota; Fungi; Basidiomycota; Agaricomycetes; Polyporales; Polyporaceae.